AUGAACGGCCGUCUGCUGUUGGUUUUUGUAUUGUUGAGUGUGAUCGGGUUCGGGGAAAUGAAGAAAAGGAAAAUGGAUUAUCCUACGGACAAACAAUUAACUUUGCAAAAGAAGGAGACGACGCCUGUUGAUUUUACGAGGCUGUUGGUGAUGAGGGUUGUGUAUGGGCUGGCGAAGGUGAUGGGCUUUGAAGAGCAAGUCGGUGAAGUGCUGAACGGAGCUUUGGUGCCGCCCGGCGCUGAUGAAGAUGAUGAUUUCGAUGAUGAUGAUGGACUGUUUGAUGAUUACUAG
Molecule: messenger RNA, 291 nt
Organism: Danaus chrysippus (African queen)
Lineage: Eukaryota; Metazoa; Arthropoda; Insecta; Lepidoptera; Nymphalidae
Source: the annotation of a GenBank genome assembly